UCGCGAGAAGGCAGUGGAAGAAGAUGGCGGGCCUGGGACAGAGUUUGUAACCUUUCUGAGUAGGGUAGUCGAACGUAUUAUUCAGGUUAUGGCGUCAAACUCAACUAAGUCCUUCCUGGCAGAUGCCGGCUAUGGCGAACAGGAACUGGAUGCUAACUCUGCCCUUAUGGAAUUGGACAAAGGUCUAAGAUCUGGCAAGCUGGGAGAACAAUGUGAAGCAGUUGUUCGCUUUCCCAGACUCUUUCAGAAGUAUCCAUUUCCUAUUCUCAUCAACUCUGCAUUCCUAAAGUUAGCAGAUGUUUUCAGAGUUGGAAAUAAUUUCCUGAGGCUGUGUGUUCUUAAAGUUACCCAACAAAGUGAGAAGCAUUUGGAGAAGAUUCUAAAUGUGGAUGAAUUUGUGAAGAGAAUUUUCUCUGUGAUUCAUAGUAAUGAUCCCGUGGCAAGAGCCAUCACACUCCGGAUGUUGGGAAGUCUUGCAUCAAUAAUUCCUGAGAGGAAGAAUGCUCAUCAUAGUAUCCGUCAGAGUCUGGAUUCACAUGAUAACGUCGAAGUUGAAGCUGCUGUUUUUGCUGCUGCAAACUUCUCUGCACAGUCUAAGGACUUUGCUAUAGGAAUCUGUAACAAAAUCAGUGAAAUGAUUCAAGGUUUAGCCACACCCGUUGACUUGAAGCUGAAGUUGAUCCCCAUCCUACAGCACAUGCACCAUGAUGCAAUCCUGGCUUCCAGUGCUCGCCAGCUUUUACAGCAGCUAGUCACAGCCUAUCCUUCCACCAAAAUGGUGAUUGUUUCUCUGCAUACGUUUACUCUGCUUGCAGCUUCAUCUUUGGUUGAUACGCCUAAGCAGAUUCAGCUUCUAUUGCAGUACUUGAAGAGUGAUCCCAGGAAAGCAGUAAAGAGACUUGCUAUUCAAGAUCUGAAAUUACUUGCCAAUAAAACACCUCAUACUUGGAGUAGGGAAGAUAUUCAGGCACUCUGUGAAUGUGCCCUUCAGACUCCUUAUGACACCUUAAAACUCGGCGUGUUGUCCGUCCUUUCCACGCUGUCAGGGACCAUCGCCAUCAAACAGUACUUCAGCCUAGCUCCAGGAAAUCUGAGUUCUUCCCCUAGAUCUUUGGAUUUAGUCAAAUUAGCCCAAGAGUGCUGUUACCACAAUAACAGGGGCAUUGCUGCACAUGGAGUGAGAGUCCUAACCAAUAUAACUGUCUCUUGUCAAGAAAAAGACCUACUGGCACUGGAACAAGAUGCUGUCUUUGGCCUGGAAUCCCUGCUCGUACUUUGUAGUCAAGAUGACAGUCCAGGUGCUCAAGGCACUUUAAAGAUUGCUCUUAAUUGUAUGGUCAAGCUGGCCAAGGGCAGGCCCCACCUCAGCCAGUCAGUGGUUGAGACUUUGUUGGCCCAGUUGCACAGUGCCCAGGACACAGCCCGGAUCCUGAUGUGCCAUUGUCUGGCGGCCAUUGCCAUGCAGCUGCCAGUGCUGGGCGAUGGCAUGCUGGGGGACCUCAUGGAGCUCUACAAAGUGAUUGGACGGUCUGCCACAGACAAACAACAAGAACUUCUGGUGAGUUUGGCUACUGUGAUUUUUGUAGCCAGUCAGAAAGCAUUGUCUGCUGAAGUCAAGGCAGUAAUUAAGCAGCAGCUUGAAAGCGUUUCUAAUGGAUGGACAGUAUACCGGAUUGCUAGACAGGCUUCCAGAAUGGGUAAUCAUGACAUGGCCAGAGAGCUUUAUCAGAGUUUGCUGACUCAGGUAGCCUCAGAACACUUCUACUUCUGGCUGAAUAGUUUGAAGGAGUUCUCACAUGCAGAACAGUGUCUCACUGAGUUGCAAGAAGAGAAUUAUAGUUCAGCACUUUCUUGCAUUGCUGAGUCUUUAAAAUUCUACCACAAAGGAAUUGCUUCCUUAACAGCUGCUAGUACACCACUGAAUCCUCUAAGUUUUCAGUGUGAAUUUGUAAAACUCAGGAUUGAUGUUCUCCAAGCCUUCUCCCAACUUAUCUGUACUUGUAAUAGCCUAAAGACAAGCCCCCCACCUGCAAUUGCCACAACAAUUGCUAUGACCAUAGGAAAUGACCUUCAGAGAUGUGGCCGAAUCUCCAAUCAGAUGAAACAGUCCAUGGAAGAAUUCCGAAGCCUCGCAUCCCACUAUGGGGAUCUUUACCAGGCUUCUUUUGAUGCUGACUCAGCAACUCUGAGGAAUGUAGAACUACAGCAGCAGAGCUGUUUACUGAUAUCUCACGCAGUAGAAGCCUUGAUUUUGGAUCCUGAUUCAGCAAGUUUCCAGGAAUACGGAUCUACCGGCGCAGCGCAUGCCGACAGUGAAUAUGAGAGAAGAAUGAUUUCUGUGUACAAUCAUGUCUUGGAGGAGGUGGAGUCACUCAACCGAAAGUAUACCCCCGUUUCUUACAUGCAUACAGCAUGCCUCUGCAAUGGCAUCAUUGCUUUGCUCAAAGUCCCUCUUUCAUUUCAAAGAUACUUCUUCCAGAAAUUGCAAUCUACCAGCAUUAAGCUGGCUCUGUCCCCAUCACCGCGGAACCCCUCGGAGCCCAUCCCUGUCCAGAACAACCAGCAGCUGGCACUGAAGGUGGAGGGAGUGGUUCAGCAUGGAUCUAAACCGGGACUCUUCCGCAAAAUUCAGUCUGUCUGUCUGAAUGUUUCUUCCACACUACAGAGUAAAUCUGGACAAGACUACAAGGUAAAUGGCUCUGGAAAGCUGGCCAUAUGAUCACUGCUGAUUGAGAUACAAUGCUCCCAGGCAAGUUUCUAUAAUUAAUUACACAACAGAACCAGAGGCACAGAGCCAUCUGAUCAGAUGUUUAAUAAGAUUACCUUCACUGCCUUCUCAAAGCAUGUCUCCUCACAGUGCUUCAUUCAUCCUGAGUUGCAGGAGUGAGACACACCAGCAGGUGUUAAUAGUUUAAUGUCCUUUCUUUGAAGGACAGAGAUGAUGAGAGUGUCUGGCUAAUUAUGUGACUUUCUAUUUUGUCACAUAAAUCUAUGUUUUAUAACAUAACUGUAUGGCCAGUCUGAGUAAGACACGGAUUGCAGUCAGGCCUCGGGUCACCAGUUUCUGGCCUAUGGCCAACUCCUAAUUGCCCUUUCAUGCAGGGCAUUGAACCGAUACAAAUUGCUUCUCUCUUGGCCAUUAAACAGGGACACCGAAUUUCAAAUUUUGGUUGACUCAUCAUAGUAAUUAUAGGUUGGUAUAGGUUCAAGUCCUGGAGUGGGAGACCCAGAAGAGGCUUGGCACGACUGGAGAACCACACACCAGAGUGAUGCAGUUGCCUGCCACCCUUAAGUGGCACGCCACCAUCUUUAAACAACGUAGUGCUAGCUCCACUCUGCUUAAUGGUUCCAAACCUUGCUUCACUGUCAGGUAACUGCCCUCACUUUGAAAAGCUUGAACCAACCUGUGCUUGCAACACAGUCUUCAUCACAGUUGUCUGCACUUGCUGCAUGUGCAGCUCUGCCUCUUCCUGCACUAACUUGAGGCUAAGCGGGAACCGCAUGCAUUUGUUCCCACUCACCAACCCAGUCCCUUUUCAGAGAUCGAAGCCUGGAGACUGCCUGUUUUAAGUGAGUAGUGCACACAUUUAGGUUUGUUUGAGGAAGGGUGGAAUCUAUACAUUACAUAAGUUACUAAUAGUCAAUAAAACUAGCUGGGAGAAGCAGGGAGAGCCUAGCUUUCAUUUAACAUCAUGGUUUUAUUUGGCUCUUUAGUUCUAGACACUUUUAACAUAGGUGGUUCCAUCGCAUUUCUUCAGAAUCUCCACAUUGAAGCAAGAUAGGGACUGAAAUUGGAGACAGGUGAGCUCUGGGCUCGUUUUACUCAAGUAUAGUGAGGAGGUACUAGGCUUAACAGUGAAAGGUAGGGUUCAUUGGCCUGUCUGGGUUCAGAUUCCAGCUGUCGGUUCUCCAUUCACUGUGAGACCUUGGGGAAAUUGACACCUCUGCCUCUGGUUCCUCAUCUGGAAAGCAAGAAUGAUAAGACCUCCUACCUCUUAGUUGUUUCGAGCACUGGGUGAACACUUAAGACUGGCCCUGGCCCCUAGGACCUAAAAACCAGCCUACUGCCAUGACGUCCACUCUGACUCCCAGCAUCUGUCCAGGACAGAGUGGAGCCACACAGUAGGGUUUCCCAGGCUGUAAGUCUUCACAGAAACACAUUGAUUGCCACCGUGGUUUGCAGCCAAGCAUUUAAACGGUGUGUCACCAGGGCUCCUGUAGCCCAUAGUGAGUGCCCAACAUGGAUUAACUUCUGUUGUUACUUAACCAUUCCA
Echinops telfairi (small Madagascar hedgehog) is the source of this 4274-nucleotide messenger RNA. RefSeq names its product integrator complex subunit 7 (gene INTS7). Gene Ontology annotation, biological process: snRNA 3'-end processing. The record is from RefSeq and is a predicted model, not a curated record. The transcript has 20 exons. The coding region runs from base 89 to 2719 and encodes 876 amino acids. NCBI's taxonomy places the organism in Eukaryota, Metazoa, Chordata, Mammalia, Afrosoricida, Tenrecidae. Gene Ontology annotation, cellular component: integrator complex.